This is a messenger RNA of Sebastes umbrosus (honeycomb rockfish), 22870 nucleotides long. Its product is annotated as protein unc-13 homolog B-like. The transcript has 56 exons. Gene Ontology annotation, cellular component: presynaptic active zone cytoplasmic component; plasma membrane; synaptic vesicle membrane. Lineage: Eukaryota; Metazoa; Chordata; Actinopteri; Perciformes; Sebastidae. Gene Ontology annotation, biological process: presynaptic dense core vesicle exocytosis; dense core granule priming; synaptic transmission, glutamatergic. The coding region runs from base 241 to 21993 and encodes 7250 amino acids. Gene Ontology annotation, molecular function: phospholipid binding; syntaxin-1 binding; calmodulin binding. The record is from RefSeq and is a predicted model, not a curated record.
CGCUCUACCGGAUUUCAGCCGGUAGUUUAGUCGCUCUUUGCCGGUGACAGCCAUCCUUUUAAACCCUCAGGACCUCCUGGACUGUCCGCCUCGUCUUCACAUCUCUGCAUUAGUGACUGACACGGAGCGAUGGAGCGGAAUGUGACUGUUGUUUUGUGUUCUUAGUGGUCUCAAUGAGGUCUGAGCAACAGGCUGCAAACUCACUGAAGGCUCGUCUGCUCUGCAGGAACUGUUGCUGUGAUGUCCCUGCUGUGUGUCAGAGUGAAGAAAGCCAAACUACACGGGCCUCCAGACAAGUUCAACGCCUACGUAACUUUAAAGGUGCAAAAUGUGAAGAGUACCACCAUCACAGUCCGAGGGGACCAGCCGUGUUGGGAACAAGACUUCAUGUUUGAAAUCAAUCAUCUGGAGUCGGGUCUGGUGGUGGAGCUGUGGAACAAAGGUUUGAUCUGGGACACUAUGAUCGGCACAGCGUUGAUACCCCUUGACACCAUUCGACAGUCUGACGAGGAGGGACCAGGAAAGUGGACGUCUCUUGACUCUGAGGUGUUAAUGAUGGAGGACGAGAUCUGUGGUACCUCCAACCCAACUCCACACCAAGUGCUGCUGGACACUCGCUUCGAGCUGCCCUUUGACAUCCCAGAAGACGAGGCUCAGUACUGGACCAGUAAACUGGACCGGAUCAACACCAUGCGGAUACAUGACGAGUAUCCACUGCAGGAAGCGGUCCAGAGAGGACGAAUGGCAUCUUUGCCCUCUCAGUGCUGCAGUUGGAGUUAUUUUGGAUGGAACGAACAGCAGACUUUCGAUGACCACGACAGUGCAGUGGAUGACCGUGAUAGUGACUACCGCAGUGAAACUGGCAACAGACCUCCACGGUUCCACAACACCUCCCAGACCAAUUCAUCAGUGCACCAGUACCCUAUAGGACACAGGGUCCAACAUCAAACCCUGUCCAGGGAGGCUGACUCUAUACAAAACUAUGAGCUAGACUAUAGAGAAACGAGGGGGCCCAGGCGAUCAGAUAGUAAGGGCGGAGUAAGAAUAAUCCCUGUUGACUCAGGUAUGGGUGUGGAGGAUUGGGAGAAUAAAUAUAAAGUGCCUGACUCAGGUGUCUUGGAUGAUUACCUGGACGCUGAGCAGAAAAUGUGGGAGGACGAAGAUAAAAGCAUCAUCUACCGGAUCAGUGACAACCCGACUGAGUCCAAAGGUAGCCGGUUCUAUCAGACAGUAGAAUGUGAUGCAAUAUCCCCUGAGGAUACGGAGGAGGCGAGUGGCAGGCCACACAGACAGAGUCAUGGCUUUGGUAGCGGAGAAGUGCGGUUAGUUUAUAAGGAAGCCGGCAGCUUUGAGGAUGAAUCGUCCCCUCCUGAAAUUGAUAUAAUUCCCUCUGUCAAACAGCUACGCCAGCAGACAGACAGAGAAGGUUUACUUUACAAAACCAGACUGUGGGCCAAAACUGCCUUAGAGGACACACUUGAGAGCUAUGCAGCUUUUCGUGAGGAGGAGGCUGCUCGGGAAGAGGCUGCUCUGGAAGAGGCUGCAAGGACCAGGGGGAGGUGUGACUAUGGCUCAGUUGGUUCAGAUGAGUUGCAGUAUUCUUUUGGAUCUGAGGAGGAACUAGAUGACCUGACAUUCACUGAAGGGGAUGCUAGUUAUGAAUAUGAAACUUACUACUACCCUACCAAGUAUAUGUCACCUUUUGGAGGACAGUGCUAUUCAAGCAGAGGGAGAACAGAUCAUGGACAAGAUCCUAUGUUGUCUCCUGUAGAGGAGCCAAGUGAUGAAUAUGUAGAUGCAAUGGAUGAACUUCAUAGCUUAGUUCACUCAGUGUCUAAAUACCUGGCCGUAAAAGAGGAAGAAAUCAACAACUAUGAAUUAUUGCCUAAGCCAAUUAGAAGAAAACUCCCAGCACUGCCAACCGAUGCUGAGGUUAUGCAACCCGGAGACAGUAAUAGCAAUGCUGAAGUUGUGCAACCUGAAGACAGUAAUAGCAAUGCUGAAGUUGUGCAACCUAGAGACAGUACUAGCAAUGCUGAAGUUGUGCAACCUGAAGACAGUAAUAGCACUGCUGAAGUUGUGCAACCUGGAGACAGUACUAGUAAUGCUGAAGUUGUGCAACCUGGAGACAGUAAUAGCAAUGAAGUCAAACCUGAAGUUAAGGAGGACAGUGCUGUUGGGCAGGGCAUAGCUGGAGUAAAGAAUGCCAUGAGUUCGUUAUUUAGUACAAUCAGAGGAUCAAAGUCUACCACUGAUGUAGAAACCCCUGCCACAACUCCAUCCCCCCAACCACCACAGGCAGAUUCUGGUAUUUCAAAACUGCUCUCUUUGAUUCCUAAAGUUAGUACUGAAGCCACAGAGGCCUCUGGUGCCACCGCACCAGAUCCACCUACCUCCCAAACAUCACCCCAACCUGAGUCUGGCAUUUCAAAACUGCUUUCGUUUAUCCCCAAAAGUGGUGGUACUUCGCCCCCAGUAGCCAUAGUUCCUCCGGCCUCUCAGGAGCCCACAACAGAAAAAAAGUUUUCCCUGCAGUCUCUUUUGCAAUUUCCUCAUUCAUCCUCUGAACCGAGUCGCCAAGCUGACACUGAUCAGGCGUCAACACAUGUUGGCACAGAGGAACACGGCAGUGCAACCACUGCUAACCAACCCACAUCCGGGUUUGAAUCCAUGUUAGGAAGGUUUAGUCCUUUGAAACUUUUUUCCAGUGCACCGCCAUCUAGAGAACCAUCACCUCAGCCAUCAGAGCAAAGAAGUGCAUCUGCUGCAAGCAAUGAAUCCAGAUCCGCGAGUCCUAAUAGAGAGAGCUCACAAACAGAGCGACAGUUAUCAGAUGAGACAAGACCAGGUUCAGGAAGUGGAUCAGUUGAUCUUUUGCCGGAUACAGCAAGUGGAUCACUUGAGCUUGUGCAAGAAUCAAGAAGUGGAUCAGUAGAGCUUCUUCCAGAGACGGAGUCAUCAGGUGAGCUACCUGAUAUUCAGCAAAGACGAAGCCCUACAAUAUCUGAACCAAAACCUGAAAGCAGUUCAGAGGAAACAGGAUUCUUCAGUCCUUUUAAGAAAUCUCUCUCUACCCUCAUAUCAACAGUUCCUCCUGAAAAAAAUAUUUCCACAACAACCCCACCAAAAACAGAAGGAGGCAUGUUCUCGGGGAUUCUUAAGUUUGCAUCUAGCGAAGAUGUCAAUGCUCAGCCAAAAAGUCCAUCUCCUAGCCCUGCAAGAACUCCCUCUCCAAGUCAUGCUGCACUUCAAAGUGUACCAAAAGGAAACACAGAAACUGGCUGGUUUUCAAACCUGUUUAAAGCAGCCCCAAGUGAACCUGUUAAGGAGCCUGCAAAACCACAAAUUACUCCCACUGUGAUGCUAACCAAACCUAGUGGUCAAAUUGAGCCACAUACUGAACAAAUGGUCCCUGAAACCACAGAGAUUACUGUCUGUAGAACAGAACAAUUGUCUCAAGAGCAAACAUUGUCUGAAGAAGAUCCCCAGUGCAAAACAGAUGUCCAGCUUGAAGCAGACGUCACAUCUAAAGAUCAAGGUCCGCCCAGCACUGUGGAACAAGCCAGAUCACAACCACAAGCCUCACAGGCCCAAGGAAUUCUUUCUGGAUUGUUGAACCCAGGAUCAACAGAAGAUGUUUUGUCUGACAAGAAAGCCCAGGGAGGGGAUAGUCAGCCUCAACAAGGUGGGCUAUUUUCAGGCCUAUUUUCAUCACCGUCUCCGUCUUCUCCCCAAACACAACAUAAUUCUGCCAUACAACAGUCAGGAGGACUGUUGUCUGGAUUUUUAAAAUUUGCCUCUGAUAGUGUUUCUGCUCCUACCAAUCAGUCACUGUCAACAUUGUCAGGAAGCCAAUCUGGCCAAAUUCCAACGCAAACGCAAGGACAACCUGUUGCUGCACAGCCACCUACUGGAGGACUCUUAUCUGGGCUCUUGAAAAAAGCUACUGACACAGUGACUGGCUCUCAACCAACUCAGUCCAGUCAGGAGUCACAGCCAGAUGCAGCUGACCAUACAGCGAAAACAGAAGGACCUGAACAAAACUUGAGUCAAGGGACCACUCCUCCUAUUCAGUCAACAUGGAAUUUGUCGGGAUUGAUUAAACGAGGUUCAACAGAAGAAUCUUCCCCUGAGAAAGGUCAACCUGACCAGCAAUUGAGACAACCUGUAGUCUCAGAUCAACAACAAAACCAACAGCAACAGCCUGACCAAACAACAGAAAAACUACACCCAAAAGCAACAACAAUAAUGCCUCAACCUAGUGGAUUGUUUGGGGGGUUGUUGAAACUCACAGAAACUGCUUCCCAGCCACCAAAAGGACCUCUGGCUACACAAUCUACACAACCAAAUCAGCAAUCAGGUAACAUGUUGUCAGGACUUUUUAACAAGAUCGUGGAACCUAAUCCUACUCCAUCUCAGCUACAAUCAGAGUCUGGUGCUCAAGAGACUAACCAAAAACCAGUGCAGCAAGCACCUCCUCAACAAGGAGGCUUCUUGUCUGGUCUUUUCGGUAUUGGAGGCCAAGACUCUGCUCCUGCAAACCCAGGCCAGCCCUCACAAAACCAGCAACAGGGUGGCCCAUCCAGGCACCAACCUAAUCAGCAACCGGGCAAUAGACAAAACCUACAACAGCAAAACCAAGUCCCUCCACAACAGCCCCCGAGUAGUCCCGGAGGAAUGCUCACUGGAUUGUUCAACAAAAUUGCAGAUGCAGGCACCCCACAGUCUACAGCGGGGAGUCAACCAGAGCAGCAACAGGCAAAAAGAGCAGGCCCCAGAAUGACCCAGCAACCACCUAAUCAACAGGGAGGCUUCUUCUCUGGGCUAUUUUCAACGGGUCCUACUCCUCCAGCACAGCAGCAGCCACCUGUUAGUCAUCCCAACCAGCAGCAACCCCAACAAGGUAACAGACAACCUCUGCGGAGGCAAAACCAGAUACCUCCACAACCCGCUGCCUCUGCACCAGAGCCACAGCAGGGUGGACUAUUGUCGGGGCUUUUUAAUAAGUUAGCACCUACAGACAAUGCACCACAACAGCCCACCCCACAGACUGGGUCUCAACAGGGAAAUAAAUCAAACCUUGUUGGAACUGGUCAAUCUGCAGGUCAACAAUCGUCUCAAUCCAGUCAACAAGGAGGAUUCUUGUCAGGUCUGUUUGGUCAGACAUCACCUCAACAGCAGCAACAGCCUGGCAAAAUUGCAAGUCCUCAACAGACAGCGACCCAACAGCCUAGUCAAAGUGGAGGCUUGCUUUCAGGUAUUCUGAAGCUUGCUUCUGGAGAAAAUGUACCACAGGAACAACAGUCACCUCAACCUGCUCAGGCAGGUCAACCAUCGGUUAAAUCAGGGCAAAAUCCAGCUCAGUCUGAAUCAGGGGGGUUAUUCUCUGGCCUGAUGAACAAAAUUUCAGGUACUGUGGAGCAGUCAUCAUCACCUUCUGAUCAGGUGAACCUUCAAACAACACAGCAACAACAUCAGCCAUGUGCAGGACAGGGGCAACCACAGACUCAGAGAACCAAACCAGUAGAGAUGCCUUCAGCCCAACAUGUGGCCACAGAUAAGGAUUUAAAAGGUCCAGCUCAAAAAGGUUUCCUCUCAGGUCUUUUUAGUGCCACAGAGGAGCCAUCGUCAAAGACACAGCAGCCAUCAACCCCUCAGCUUGGGAAUGAGGAACCAAAAACUAGUACAAGUAGCGUGUCUCCUGGUUUGUUAUCCAGCAUUUUCAAAACAGGCCCCAGUGACAGUAGCACUUCUGCUCCUGGAAAGAAAACUGAAAAAGGCCUUCUUGAUCGUUUACUACCAAAGAGUAGGGAGGAUAUCUCUUCAAGUACAGCAACACUCACAACUGCUGUUGUUACAGAACCUCUGCAAUCUCAGGUUUGGCAAGAUCCGACAAUUUCCCCAACCCAAUCUUAUCUUGAUGAAAUUCAACGUCUCUUGUAUGGGACAGCACAUGAGUAUGGUUACAAGGAUCUUUUAUACAACUUUGCAGAGUAUGGUGUUAUUCCACCAGAGCUCUAUGAGCAUCAGUGUCUCAUAGAAGCUCUUCUGUGGCAGCAACUCAAUGAUUAUGCCCUUGCUGAAGCCCUUGCCACUCAAAGUCAGGAACGCUACCAAGCAUGCCAUGGUAAUAUACCAUCAACUGUUAGAGCACCUCAAUUGGAGAAUCACAUAUGGUUAAAUCCUAUAGAAAUGGAUAUUAGUGACUUCAAUGUACCCUCACAUCCUUGGAGGGAUGCUGACGCCCAGCUUUUUGAGAGCAGAAAUCGCUUUCUUGAGCCAGAAGAAGAUCUUGUUUUGUUUGAUAUGAGUUGCAUAGACAAGAAACCCUGGAGUAGCUGUGACCAUUUGAAUAAUCUUGAUAGCAAAAGAAAACCUUGGAUUGUUGAAAGUAGUGCUCUAAAUCUGUCCAUGGAAAAAACAAAGACACGGUUAAGUAGAUGCCAUUCGCUUGCAGAAUGCAGUGUACAGGAAUUCAGCAAAGUAGUGGAAAAAAGUGGUGCUAGUAGUGGUGUAAAAGAUGAAGAAUUUGGUUUGAAAUCAGCAACUGAGUUUUUAAAACGACUUGCCACAAAAAAGGGUCCAAUGGAUUUAACACAUGGCGCUAUGGAUUUAAGCAUGUCUGCAGGAACUACAGGGGAUGUGGAUGAUGAAAUGCUCUUUGAGGAUGCUGAGUGGUAUCAACAAUGGCUUUCACUAUUGGAGCAAGGGUUGUGGUGGCCAGCUGAGGUUGGGGACUGUGGAUAUUAUGUCUAUACAGAUGAGGAUUACAUUUAUUCCCUCUUAACAGACAGAGCUGGUAGACACCUCUAUGCCUGUGCUGCACCAGAGGAUGUACAAGCUCUAGGAAACAUCACUGAAAAUAUUGCUAACAUUCUGAAACAAAAUGAAAAGGACAAAGUGACCCUUUGUGGUUUCAAAAUUCCCCUCUGCACCGAAGAUAAAGGUUUCUGGAUUCCAGGCCAGCGAGAGAAUAAAUUAGUUCUUUCAGAUGCACCCAUGGACCUUACGUCCGCACUUGAAAAAGGUGAAAGAAUAAUGAACAUGAAUUUGGAAAGCUUCUCUCAAAUGUUUCAGGAAUCUAUAUCUUCUCAAGCAGAACAGCCUGUAGACUUUAGUGUGUACAAGCUUAAAAAGAUUAAGGUGGAAUCCGUACAAAAUGGCUAUAGCUGUCAAGAGGAGUCAAUGGAGGCAGCUGAUCUUACAUUAAAGUCACUGAAAGGGGGACAUGGAGGGCCAUACUGGAAGAAUCAGGGGAUAAAAGAUGUGCUUACAGUCUCACCUGCACCUGCUCCAAGAUGCUAUUCAACACAAAUCUCUCCAAACAGACGCAACCCAGUCCCUGAAAUCAGGAUUUCAAAUGCAGGUGAUACACCUGCAGACCAACCAAAACAAAAGUCAAACUCCAUAUCUUCAGCUAUCGGAGGAAUAACUGGAAUGUCUCCUAAAACCGAAGAAAGCAAAGCUGAUAUACUGCCAUCCUCAACACCUGCUAUAUCACCAUCAGUGUCUAGCAAGGUUAUAGAGACUUCAAAAAAUUCCAGAAAUCUUCCUGAGACCCCAUCAUCUUCAAAAAUACCAGUACAGUUAGGAAGGAAACUGCCUACACCACCAACUGCUACUAAAGCCUCUUCAUCUCUUUCAGAACAGGCAACUGCUGUUAGGAGUUUACCCACUACAUCUACUAGAACUGUAGUUCUGCCUCCUGUUUCUCCACAGAGACCCCAACUUGCAAGGCAGCCAUCUCAGGCAGACAAACCCAGAGUAUUAUCACAAGCAAUUAAGACUACAGUCACAGAAAUGAGUGACAGUAGCAAAGUCAGCAGUACCUCAGCAGUGGACCAAACAACCUCCCCGUCUCCAAAGCAGCCUCAAGAUUCAUCUCAGAAAGUUACACCUCAGUUACAUAUACUGAAUGAGAGCUCAAGUAAUGAUGCCCACCUUUACAAAAGAAAUCAUACCUUUGGCACUCCUAUUGACCCUCGAAGAAGCAAUAAAGUCCUAGAUUUUUCUGCCAUGAUUAAUAAAAACAAAAAUACCAAAGAAAAAGAUGGAACAGAUACCAACGUAGAAUCUAUACAAAAAGAUGAACUGGUUGACUUUACAAAGUACAAGAUGAAAAGAUUCAAAGAGAAGAAGCAGAUGGAUACUAACACAAGUGCGGACUUGACUGACAAGACCAUUGCUGUAAAUCUUACUAAACAGAUUGAGGAAGAAGAAGUUGAAUGGCCUGAUUCAGAAUAUCCCACAUAUCCCACAUUACAGCAAAGUCCAAGAGUUCCAAUUCAGGGAACAGUUUCUCAGACCAACUAUAGGCUAGUUGAUAAACAAAACAAAUCAGAGAGAAGAUUGUCCAGUCCACAAGUUAGAGUUGGUCAUACCUCUUCUACAAUACAUACCCAAAGACCACUAGCCUCCCACAGUACCUCUAUAACUGAGAAAAAGCAAACUGGUGUUACAGCCUCUGGCAAAGGUGCAAUGAACAUUUCAUCCAAAUCGUCUCAUACAUCUUCCGAUGACUUACCAAAGAGUUCUGACACUAACGUAAUGCUAUCGGCAACAAGAAGCUCUUCAAUUUCUCAUAUUUCCAGUAAAGCAUCUAGCCUGGAUGGAGGUCUCAAACAACCUGCAAAACCUGGAUCAAAGCAACCAGUAUGUACCACACCAUUGGUAAGCCCUGUGAUGAGGAAACAGGUGGACCCGCAGAGACAGCAACUGAAUUUUUCAAAAAUACAGCAAAGCCCACCAAUAGUUACAACUGGUUUUAGACAGCAGAUUCCUGUUGACAGUAAGAGAGCAAUUUUUACACCUCCUUCCUGUCUGUCGAGUGGAAAGUCUCAGCAACAUCAGGAGACCACUGCACCAGCAAACUCAAUUAAAGCUACAUUAGAUAUGUCUGCAAAGAAAACAACCCACCAAACUGUUGUACCAUCAAAGGAUCCUGUUUGUGGGGCACUGCCAUUGACAAAUAGAAAACCAUUAACUUCUGAAGAGGCAGAAACAAGUUCUGGUCAUCAUCUAUCUCAUCAUGAAUCCAUUGACUUGUCAUAUAGAGGGGAAUCAACAGAACCUCAGGUACAAACAACAGAGGAUAUUCAUUCACUACCUGUCGAGGAAUAUCAUUCUCAUACUAUUACAGGUAAUCAGGUAGCAUGCUCUGUUACGAAAAAGGAGAUUCCAUCUGGUAGUAGGAGGGCAUUCUUACCAAGACAGCAGUCUCUUUCAAGUCAGUCAUCUGAAUCCCUUGAAAAGUGUAAACCAACCCAGCAAGCCACAGCACCAGCCAAUACAGUCACGGCCACACUAGACAUGACUUCUAAAUCUUCUGCCAAAUUGAAGGAGGUGGUUCCGGAAGUAAGAAGAGAUGACACUCCUACUGAAGCUAUACCACUAACAAGAGGCAAGCCAAGUGCCCGUGAACUUGCACGAAAAGAUUCUGUUGGUGUACCACUAGUUGUAGAUAUCCCUUCUCAAGAAUCUCUUGGUGACAUUAAGAUCAGCUCCCCUGCAAAUGCACAGCAGGAGUUUGAGAAUAGGACUCAAUUCCACUCAGAUUCUAUUAUAUAUCAACAACAAUAUUGCCAGAGCAAACCUGGUGUCUUUGCACAGUCAAAUCACUCAACUUUACAGUUGUCAGACACUGUUCAAACACAUCAGACAUCCACUUCAACAAAACCUGUCACAGCUACAGCACUGGAUAUGUCACCCAAGCCAUCCCAAGCCAACUAUACAAUAAUGCCAGAAUAUGAGUCUACUCAAAGUGAAGCAGUUUCGCUUGUCAACAAGCCAAGUGCAAGAGUAGUUGCCAGAAAAGAUUCUGUUGGUAUCGCCCUGGUAGUUGAACCAACACCACUGGAAUCAGCAUGCCAGAAGCAACCUCAAACCUUGAUCUCUGUGCAAAAACAGCAAACCCUGGAUGGAAACAUUGCUCCUGUUCUGCAUCAACCACUUCCCAGCCGUAUGACAGUGCAGUGUCCCAGUGUCGAUGAAACCAGUGGUGUGUCACAGUCCAUUAUCCAACCUUAUCGGCAGAGCGAACCUGGCGUUUUUGCACAGCCAAAUCACUCACGUUUACAGUUCUCAGACCCUGUUCAUAUACAUCAGACAUCCACUUCAACACAACCUGCCGCAGCUACAGCACUGGAUAUGUCACCCAAGCCAUCCCAAGCCACAGUGAGAACAACAAUGCCAGAAUAUGAGUCUACUCAAAGUGAAGCAGUUUCGCUUGUCAACAAGCCAAGUGCAAGAGAAGUUGCCAGAAAAGAUUCUGUUGGUAUCGCCCUGGUAGUUGAACCAACACCACUGGACUCAACGUGCCAGAAGCAACCUCAAACAUUGAUCCCUGUACAAAAACGGCAAACCCUGGAUAGAAACAUUGUCCCUGUUCUGCAUGAACCACUUCCCAGCUGUAUGACAGUGCAAUGCUACAGUGUAAGUGUGACCAAUGAUGUGUCACAGUCUAUUAUCCAACCUUAUCCAUUCUCUACAGCUCCAGCAAACUCUGUGAACGACACAUUAGAUAUGUCAACAAAGACAUGUAUAUCGGACACAGUGCUGAACUAUUCAGAUCCAGUAUCACUGGUAAGGACAAGGCCAUCAAGAUUUGCAUAUUCUCAAAGAAAUUAUGUUGGUGUUCCACUAAUUGUGGAAACACACCCCUCCCAGGACCAACCUAGAAGGAAACAAACACAUGUAGGACCACAAGAACAGGUGCAACAAGGAUUUGUGCAUAGUGGAUCUCGAGAAAUAGAUCAAAGACCAUCAGCACCUGCCAACUCCAUCAAAAGCUUCCUAGAUAUGUCUCCCAAACCACAGCAACAGCAGAAACAAUCUGAAACUGCUCCAGAUGCCUUGUCAACUGAAGCUGUGUCAUUGGUCAGAAACACGGCAACUGUAACAAUGAAUGGUUCUGAUGGUGUACCACUCAUAGAGGAGCAAUGUGCACAUCAACAAGGAAUACAUGCCUUGAGUGGAGUCAACACAACUGAGACACUGCACAGGCAGAUAUCUACCUACCACAGUAAUGAGGUCUUUUCUGGCACAAGGACCACCUACAAGGACACACACCAACAAAAUAAGCCAGUGGACUUCUCUGCAAAAGAUAGCCUAAAUACAACUAACAUUACAUGUAGUUACACUGAACCAGAGGAUGGACAGCCCAUGAAUUUCACCAAUAACAAAGUAAAGACAGAAAUGUUUGAAAGAGGGCAGACUGGAAGGCAAUUGCAAACGAAAACAAUACGGGGUAUUGUUGACCUAACUUUGGAUCCCCAAAACAAAACUACAAUUAUCGGUCUUCAAGAUGUGAAGGAUCUAUCCUUUCCUCAUGUGUCUUCUCUCUGUCAGAGUAAUCUUUACAAUCAGCAGCAAUAUAUGCCUCCACCCACUUCUAAGGAAGUCAGAGAAGAUGCAGCAUUUUCUCAAACUCAGAAGUCACUACAAUCUAUGGAAUAUUCCACUGAUAAACAGGCCACCACCCCUUACCACUCACAUUACAGAAGGCAGUCAGAAAUGGGAUUGAACUCUGCCCCAAUGAAUACUUCAGUUUCCUCUUUGGUGCCUAUUCAAGGGAAGAUACAGCCUCUUCAGAAUUUAGCUCCCCAGGCUAUGCAGGACUAUGCAUCUGCUACAUUCUCACUAAACUGUGCAUAUCAACAGGUUGAAUACAAGAAGCCUGAUCAAUUGCCUCCAAACAUACCUCAGCUGCAAACACAACAUUCAGUCCCACAACAGCAAUACCAACAACCUGGUGUGGAAAUUGGUUGGACUUCAUCCAUUGCUGAAUCUCAACCAAAAGCUCCAAAGUUGCAAAGACAAGAUACAACUGUUCAGCAUGACAUGACCUUUAGGCCCAAGAUUCUUAUCAAGCAGCCAACUGUAGAAAGCUAUGAGAGCAUUGAGGAAUACCCAUCAAAUAGUGGAACAAUGACUAGUAAUGGAGAGGCAUUGCCUCCUUUUUCCACCCAGCAACUGUAUGGUAGCUCCCAACCUGCUCCUACCCCACAGUCUUUGCCUACUUCAGUUAUUCAGCAAGCACAUGAUAGACACAGAACUCAUCCUUCUCUACAGUCUUUUGACGUACAGCCAGUGCAGAGCAGUGCAACAACCGACUAUUAUACAAAAGAACCUCUUCAACUCUCAAAACAACCUGAUCCAAGCCAAUGCCCUAUCACUGUUCAGCAAUUUCAGACACAAACUGUAUCCACAAGUACUGUGGCUCCAAUUCAACAUGUAUCAGAGGUUAGUGCAGUUGCAACCCAACCCACCACAAAACAUGGCCCAAUGCCUGUAAAACAAGUAAAGAGUAGUUAUCUGAACCAGGGCUCUGGAGCUGAAAUGCAAGGACCAGAGGUACCUCCAACACCAGCAGAACAUACCUCUGUUAAGGGUUUGAUUUCAUUAUAUAGUGGUUCAAGUUCACAACCCUUUGUCAGUACAAAACCAGUUGCUGUUAUGCCCCACCACACUCAGACUGUGUCUAUACCUGUGGACCACAGAGUGCAAGUUACUCCAACACAGACUACUGCCCCAGAAACCCCUGUUGUUAAAAUACCGGAGUCACUUAAUUUAAGCCCACAGGUGCCUGUUGUGUCAAGUUCUCUUGCUUCCUCACCAUCUGAAUUAUCCAACAAUCAGACAGAGUUGGCUCAGGCGCCAUCACUAAUUAUUGAAUCACAAUACAAAGGACAAAGUUCAGUGUCAAGUGGUGUGAGCCCUCAAACAUCCCCAAUGAUAUCACCUAUGGUCUCUCCCUCCAACGAGUCACCAAUGCAUGGUUUCAAGUCUAUUUCUCAAGACUGUCAGCAACCACUGGAAACACUAAAUGCAAGCCCACCAAGAGAGACGCCGGGUUCAGUAGAACUUUCAGAAACAUUGUCAGAGGUUACAUCUAAAGCAAUUACCAAAGAGGUUAUAACAGAUAACAUGGCUUUAUCUGAAUCAGGCAUGUCACAGCAGCAACAUUCAGAAGAAACCAAACAAACUAUAUCCACAGAAUCUGUGAAUGUCAACACUGGAUUUGGUGAGGUCUCUACUGUAGCUAACAUACCACAGGAGAAAAUCUGCCAUCCAACGUCAAUCUACAUUGGCAUUAAUUCCUCAAAGGUACCUCCUGUUGAUACAGAAAUCGGACCAGAUGAGACGAAACCUUAUAUUAGACUACCACAUAUAUUUGUCUCAGCAGCAACACCAGAAGAAGAGAAAAUUGAACAUGAGUUCAAACCUGAACUGCCAGAAGUCAGUGCUUCUGAAGAUACCACCCUCAUUGCAGUAACACUACCAGACUGUAAGGAUUCUUUACCUGCUGAUAUUGUUGCACAGUCUGAUAUACCUGAGGAUGCAAGGGCUACAGAAAUCUGUAGCACAGAAGCAUUCAUUGAAUCAGAGCAGGCUAAGACCUAUUCACCAGAGCACAUCCUGACAAAGAAAAGCUCAACCAUAGACGCUACCCUCUCAGAAGCUGAAGUAAAAGCAGAGACAACUGAGGCUUAUGAGCCGCCACUUGAGCUGUCUUCUAAGGACAUAACAAUAACAGCUCCAGACAUAACACCACUUGAAGUAGUUAAACCUCUGGCAGCAGCACCAGAAGGUACUGAAACUCUUGAAGAGUUAGCCCACAGGGCUAAAAGCACAACUUCAGAUGUUGUAUUGCCUGAAGAAGUUCAGACACUUGAGAAGUUAUCACUGAAAGAAGUAUCUUCUGCCUCAGACGCAAAAUCUCCUGAAGGUGUUCAACAGCUUCAUGAAAAAACUGAGAGGGAUGUCUCCUUAUCUAGCCCUGAGUCCAGUCCUGUCAAACCUUGCACAGAGGAAAUCACAGCCUCCAAGGAGGAGAGUUUAGCUGUCAAAGUUGAUCAGCCUGAGGCAGAACAACCUAAUGAGCAACCAGGAAAAGGCUUAUUUUCUAUGUUUAGUGGCCCCACUGCAACCCCACAGCAGACAGCCUCCCAAACUGGAUUAUCAAUACUUGGUGGCAUUCUUCCUGGGUCAUCCACCAAAGACACUCCUGGUACAGGGUUACUCUCAAUGUUGGGUGGGUCAAAUUCCCCAUCUUCACCUGGAUCCAAAGACCCACCACCACUAUCAACCUCACAAGAGACCCAAGGAAAAGGCUUAUUCUCUAUGUUUGGUGGAUCUAGUAGUCAGCCACCAUCUGGCCCAAGAGGUCCAACUGUUGGAAGUGUGCGACCCAGAGGUCCUCCACCCAAAGAACCUCCGGGCAAAGGCCUAUUUUCCAUGUUUGGUUCAUCUGCACCUCAGCAGCCACCCAGUCCCAGAGGUCACCCUGUGGAAAGUGCCACACCAAGAAGACCUUCCACUGGAUCUUCUAUAUUUGGUGGCAUCCUCCCAGGUUCUACUACAAAUAAAGAAACUCCUGGUGCAGGUUUGUUUUCCAAGUUUGGAGGUCUUAGUGCCCAGUCCCAAACUGGACCUAGAAUACCCCCACCAGGACCAACAGUUACACAACCAGGAUCCAGAGGUUCAGAGCCCCCAGGAAAAGGACUUUUCUCCAUGUUUGGUGGACAAAACCAGCAAGAAUCAGAAGCACAUCCUGUAGCUUCUAACCCACCUGAAUCAGAGGGUGGUUUCAAAGUUUCCUCUGUGUUUUCACUUGGCGGGAGUUCUGAUGGUAACAAAUCUAAAACUGGGUUUGGCCUAUUUGGAAUGUCUUUUAUGGAGGAAACCAAGACAGAGCCAGAAACAAUUGUCUCGGAACAAGUGAAACCCAUGGACACAAAAGAUUUUUCAAAACAAGCAAACGAUCACCUUGUUGAGGCCAUCGAAAAUGUACCUUCUGAGCCUCCUUCUACAUCAUUAGUUAAGGUGGAACUCCAAGUAGAGCAGGCAUGCCAAGAUGGUCAAGAGUCAACCUUGGACACCAAUAAUGAUACCACUGAAAAUUCUGUUCCCCUAACAGAUCCACAUCUGGAGAUGGACAAAAUAGCCACAAUGCAACAACACCUUUCUUAUGAUGAAAAUGCCUCUGUUGUGGUUGAAGCUUCUAUCACAGACACACCAAAUGUGACUGGUAAUCUACUAGAGAAAGAGGGAUCUCAAGUUGUAAAAUUAGUAAGUGAAGAACAGUCAGACAUCCAAAAUGAAUAUAAAGAAAUAAAAGAUACAGCAGAUAUUAAGAAAGAAGUUGCUGAAUCAGAAACAGAUACUUUUGAAAUUAAGAGCACAGGUGAUGAAACUGCCAUUUCUGCCAUCAAAAGCCCAUUUGAAAAAACUGAUGAUAUGCAAAUGAAAAGUGUUAUGGAUUACACGGACAAAAACACAAGUUCAGAUAUGGUUGGCGUGGGACAUGGGGAAGCUGUUGUUGAGGGGGAGAUAACAAUUCCAGAGGUAGAAAAACAAACUGAGGAGCCACUGAAAGUUGCUGGUGAAGAGCAAACAGCAGUUGCAGAUGUGGAAAAAUCAACUGAGGAGCCUUUCAAAAAAGAUGAAGAACAAACAGCAGUUGCAGAUGUGGAAAAAUCAACUGAGGAGCCUUUGAAAAUAGAUGAAGAACAAACAGCAGUUGCAGAUGUGGAAAAAUCAACUAAGGAGCCUUUGAAAAUAAAUGAAGAACAAACAGCAGUUGCAGAUGUGGAAAAAUCAACUGAGGAGCCUUUGAAAAUAGUUGAUGAAGAUCGAACAGCAGUUGCAGAUGUGGGAAAAUCAACUGAGGAGCCUUUGAAAAUAGUUGAUGAAGAACGAACAGCAGUUGCAGAUGUGGAACAAUUAACUAAGGAACCUUUGGAAGUUAUUGGUGAUGAACAAGCUUAUAUUGCAGAUGUGGAAAAAUCUACUGAAGAGGCAACUGUAGCUGAUUCAGUAAUAGCAGUUACAGAGAAACCUACUGCAGAAUCUGUGAUGAGUGCAGUUACAACAGAGACUGCAGUUUCAGAAUCAGAAAAGUCUAUUGAAGAGGACUUGAAAUCCACAUCUGACGAGACCGCAAAGGAACCAAUUGAGGCUAAACUAGAGCUUGCAGAAGCUACUAAAGAACCUGCACAUGGAUUAGAGAAACCUGUUGAAAGCAAUAAUUCUGUUGCGGUGGUCUCAUCAUCAGAAGAGGAAAAAACUGUUGGUACCAACUCACCAGAAAUCAUGACAUCUCAAGCUGUGGGGCCUUUGAAAGAUCUGUCAUUGGUACCUGCUAGUCCUCUACCACAGCAACAGCCCAGGCCAGGCAUGGCAAGGCCGCCUGGUCCACCAGGACAAAGAAUGGGUGCACCAAGGAUGGGAGGACCACGGAUGGGGGGCCCAAGAAUGGCAGGACCAAGAAUGGCUGGACCAAGAAUGGCUGGACCAAGACAGCCAGGACCACAGAAGCCCCCUGAACCAGCUCCAUUUUCUGGCUUUAUGUCUAUGUUUUCUACCCCAAAUGCCCCAAGUAAAUCAUCAGCUGUUGGUGGAUUUUUUUCAAGCUCACCUGGUUCACUUUUUGGAUCAUCACCUGCUCCUCGUCAGCCACAACAACAACAGCAACAACAACAACAACAACAACAACAACAGAAAAGCUCAUUUUUUGGACUUCCAAGCAGCAUGGCUACAGAAUCCCUUACCAGUGACCUAUUUGGUAUAUUCAAAGGUCCUGAAACAACAAAAUCAGAGGAACCUCCACAGUCUGGCACAGAGUCUGAGAGCACUGAAAAGACAGAUACAGAGAAGACACCUUUAUCUGGAGAUGGACAUGUUAAAAGCCCUGAGGACUCUGAGGCCCCUGAAAAAGGAUUAAUGGAGGAGGCAGAACGAACAGACAAAACAGAAGCUGAAGUAAGUUCUCUGACUGAGUCCACCAUGAAAGCUGCUUUCCCUGAAAAAGAAGCAGGGGAUGAUGAGCAUGCUGAGCAUGUAGUGGGGACAGGUUCUGCAGUGUCUGACAAAGCUGCACCACCCCCGGCUCCUGAAUCAAAGGGCAUGUUUGAAAUACCUGGUCUGACUGCUCCUAAAUUUGGAUCCCUUUUCUCCACCACUCCAUCUCCAGCCACUGGUACAACACCACAGCCACAACAGACAGAUGGUGGUCUCUUUUCUGGUUUUAAAGGCCUUUCAGCUGGUAUUUUCCACGAUGAAAAGCCAACUGGAAAGGAAGAACCAUCAUCUAUGUUUGGCAUGAAACUUGGCUCAAUGUUUGGGAACUCUGACCCUCCAAAACCCGAAUCCACCCCUCAGGUGGUCACAGCCCAACCUCAGUCUGAAAGUCCAAAACCUACGGAUGAAUUUUGUGAGCCAGAGUCUGAGAAACUUUCACCAGGUUCUGAAGAAACUGGAAGUGCAGAUGCCAGUGAUACAGAAGGACCAACAGACACUUCAAAAACAGGAAGCUGUGACACCUUAGCACAGUCGCCACAGUCUGGCCUCCCUUCUCACUCAGUUUCUUUAGCAGAAGAUAUGGAUAAACCCCAGUUAAAGAUCACGCCAUGGGAGGUAGAUAAGAGUGAAACACCUGACACCAUGCAUGCAGAUAUGGGCACAGGGCAACCAAAGGACCUGUUGACAAAGGAAGCCGUGAAAAGUCCACCGGACAGCAGUCGCUUUGAUUCAUCAGGCAACCUCAGCCCGGCCAGCUCCCAGCUCAGCUCUGAGCCUGAGGAGCGGCGAGAUCCAGAGACCCGCCACCCCAGCGCCCUGCGUCCUCCUCUCAGUAGCCAGCAGUCUACCUGGGAUGAGGAAGAAGAAGAAGAAGAAGAGGAAGAGGUUGAGAAAGAGCUGCAUCCACUACCAGAGCCUGGUUCCAACAAAGCUUUGAAGGAGUCUUCGGUCUUGGACAACCGUGAUAACAAGACGCAGACUAAAAUCAGUUUCUUUGGGGAUGGCCCUCCACCGUGCUCUCCAUCCAAAGUUCGCUGGUUGAAGGCAUACAACAAAGUGAGAGUACAGCUCCUUGAGAGCCGAGAUCAAGAUGGUGACCCCAGCAAGCACCCGUGGGCCAAGCCAGGGGGAAACACACCGUUUGGCAUUGACAGCAUGCCGGACCUCCGCAAGAGGAGGCCCAUUCCCCUUGUUAGUGAACUGGCUAUGUCUAUGAUACAGUCCAGGAAAGCUGGACUCGCCCACACACUGGCCACGCGGACCUCCCUGAAAGACGAAGAGCUUAAAAACCACGUGUACAAGAAGACCCUGCAGUCUCUGAUCUACCCCAUCUCCUGCACCACGCCACACAAUUUUGAGGUCUGGACGGCCACUACGCCCACCUACUGCUACGAGUGCGAGGGUCUGCUGUGGGGCAUCGCCCGGCAGGGUAUGCGCUGUGCGGAGUGCGGUGUCAAAGUGCACGAGAAAUGCCAAGAGCUGCUGAACGCCGACUGCCUGCAGAGGGCGGCCGAGAAGAGCUCCAAGACCGGGGCGGAGGACCGGACGCAGCACAUCAUCAUGGCUAUGAAGGACAGGAUGAAGAUCCGCGAGAGGAACAAGCCGGAGAUCUUUGAAGAGAUCCGGAAAGUGUUCACCAUCACCAAGGUGAUCCACGUCCAGCACAUGAAGAGCAUCAAACAGAGCGUCCUGGACGGCACCUCCAAGUGGUCGGCCAAGAUCACCAUCAACAUCGUCAGUGCGCAGGGUCUCCAGGCCAAGGACAGAACGGGCUCCAGUGACCCGUACGUCACCAUCCAAGUUGGGAAGACCAAGAAGAGAACAAAAACCAUCUACGGCAACCUGAACCCCGUCUGGGAGGAAAAGUUCAGCUUCGAGUGCCACAACUCAUCGGAUCGCAUCAAGCUGCGCGUUUGGGACGAAGACGACGACAUCAAGUCGCGAGUGAAGCAGCGUCUGAAGAGGGAGUCUGACGACUUCCUGGGUCAGAGCAUCAUCGAGGUCCGGACUCUGAGCGGAGAGAUGGACGUCUGGUACAACCUGGAAAAGAGAACAGACAAGUCGGCGGUGUCUGGUGCCAUCCGUCUUCAGAUCAGUGUGGAAAUCGAGGGAGAGGAGAAGGUGGCACCCUACCACGUACAGUACACGUGCCUUCAUGAGAACAUGUUUCACUUCUCCACGGACAUAGAGGGAGGCGGCGUGGUGAAGAUCCCGGCGGCUCAGGGAGACGAUGCUUGGAAGGUUUACUACGAUGAGGUGCAGCAGGACAUCGUGGACGAGUUCGCCAUGCGCUACGGCAUCGAGUCCAUAUACCAGGCCAUGACCCAUUUCUCUUGCCUGUCCUCUAAGUACAUGCUGUCAGGGGUGCCGGCAGUGAUGAGCACCCUGCUGGCCAACAUCAAUGCCUUCUACGCCCACCCCACCGCCUCCACCAACGUCUCUGCUCCGGCCAGAUUUGCAGCCUCCAACUUCGGGAGAGAUCGUUUUGUGAAGCUCCUGGAUCAGCUGCACAACUCCCUGCGUAUCGACCUCUCCAUGUACAGAAACAACUUCCCAGCCAGCAGCAAGCCUCGCCUCCAUGACCUCAAGUCAACAGUGGAUCUUCUCACCAGCAUCACCUUCUUCAGGAUGAAGGUCUUGGAGCUGCAGAGUCCUCCCAGGGCCGCCAACGUGGUGCGGGACUGCGUCAAGGCCUGUCUGAACUCCACCUACGAGUACAUCUUCAACAACUGUAUGGAGCUCUUCAACCGCCAGUUCCAGCCCGCUGUCCAACCGCCUCAGCCGGAGAAGAAAAAGAAGAAGAAGAAGAAGGAAAAGGUGGAGGGAGAGGAGGGGGAGGAAGACGGUGAAGAGGAAGAUGAGGAGGAGGAGGAGGAGGAAGAGGAGGAGGAGAAGAAAGAGGAGAUCCAGCAGGAGGAGCAGGGACCGAGCAUCCAGAAUCUGGAGUUCUGGCCUAAACUCAUCACGCUCAUCGUCUCCAUCAUUGAGGAGGACAAGAACUCCUACACACCCAUCAUUAACCAGUUUCCUCAGGAGCUCGAUGUGGGUAAAGUCAGCACGGAGGUCAUGUGGAGGCUGUUUGCUCAGGACAUGAAAUAUGCCCUGGAGGUUUUAUUUAAAGUCGACCACUACCGCUGGAACAACGCUCCCACCACAUUUCGUGUCCGUAGAGUUGAUUUCUCCACUGAACACGAGAAGCAUAGACUGUGUAAGACUGCUGACUACAUGAACCUGCACUUCAAGGUCAAGUGGCUUUACAACGAGUAUGUUAAAGACCUGCCCGCCUUCACAGACACUGUGCCUGAGUACCCUGCGUGGUUCCUCCAGUUUGUUCUGGCCUGGCUGGCUGAGAACGAGGAGGUGUCGAUGGAGUUCAUGCACGGGGCGCUGGAGAGAGACAAGAGAGAAGGGUUCCAGCAGACGUCUGAGCACGCUCUGUUCUCCAGCUCGGUGGUCGACAUCUUCACUCAGCUCAACCAGAGCUUUGAGAUCAUCAAGAAGCUGGACUGCCCCGACCCCGCGGUGGUGGGCCACUAUAACCGACGCUUCGCCAAGACGAUCACCAAAGUGCUGCUGCAGUACUGUGCCCUGCUGGCCAAGAGCUACCCCUCCUACUGUGAGAAGGAGAAGAUACCCUGUGUGCUGAUGAACAACAUCCAGCAGAUGAGGGUCCUGUUGGAGAAGAUGUUCGAGUCGAUGGGAGCAAAACAGUUAACCGCUGAGGAGGAGAUGCUUGAGAACGAGGAGGAACCCGAGGAGGGAGAUGAGGAGGCUGUCACUGACAAUGAAGGAGAGGAUGACAUGUCUGGCUGCUCAGACUCAGAGGGAUCUGAGGUUGACAACAAAGAGAAGGAGAACAAGCUCGAUAAGGAAAAGUCUGAGUCCAAGAAGGAAAAGGCUGAGAAGAAAGACAAAGAGAAGCAGGAGGAGACUAAGAGCAAACAGUCAAAGGAGGAAGUUAACAAGACUGAAGCCACAGCUGCUACAAAGAAGCUGGAUAUCGAGGCAGCUGACAUCCUCAAUGAGCUGCAGGUGAAGCUCAACACCUACCUGGACAACUUCAGCAUCGUGUUUGCCAAGAGUUUCCAGACUCGUAUUAACGGCUGCAUGCGUCAGAUGGCUGAGAUCCUCUACCAGAUCAAAGGCCCCCCCAACCACAACACUGCAGAGGCCGAUGCCGACAACAUGCUGAGGCCCCUCAUGGAGUUCCUGGAUGGGAAUCUCAGUAUCUUCGCUGACAUCUGUGAGAAGACGGUGCUGAAGAGGAUCCUGAAGGAUCUAUGGAAGAUCGUGCUGAGCAGCCUGGAGAAGACCAUCGUCCUGCCUCAGAGCAACGACAGCCUGGGUGCCCAGCUCCUCACAGCAGCAAAAGGACUGUCCAGUCUCAAGGGAGGCAGUGAAGCCAAAACCUUGACGCCCAAACAGUGUAUAAUCAUCGAUGCGGGGCUGGAGACCAUCAAGCAAUACUUCCAUGCAGGAGGAAACGGGCUGAAGAAAGCGUUUGUGGAGAAAAGUCCUGAACUGGCUUCACUGCGUUACGCCCUCUCCCUCUACUCCCAGAGCACCGACGCUCUCAUCAAGACCUUCGUCACCACACAACACUCACAAGUGCAUGAUGGGAUGGGCAUCAGAAUCACUGGCAAUGAGAAGAUUCGACCUGAACGGGGUCCGGGGAUAGAGAAGCCCAUCGGAGAGGCCAUUCUGCAGAUCGACAUGAUGCUCGGGAAGGAACGCAAAGUCAGCGUCAGAGUCAUCGCAGUGAACGACAUGAAGUGGCAGACAUCCGGGAUGUUCCGGCCUUUCGUUGACGUCUCCAUGGUCGGUCCCUUCCUGGCCGACAAGAAGCGCAAGUUCACUACAAAAUCCAAGAACAACAGCUGGUCGGCGAAGUUCAACGAGGCUUUCCAGUUUGUCCUGGGUAAAGAGUCCCCAGACUGCUAUGAGCUCCAGGUGACGACGAAGGAUUACUGCUUCGGCCGGGCGGACCGGGUGGUCGGCAUGGCCGUGAUUCAGCUGCGUGACGUCGCUGACCGCAAGAGCUGCGUGUGCUGGUGUCCGCUCGGGCCGCGCAUUCAGACCGACGAGACGGGCGUGACGGUGAUGCGUAUCCUGUCCCAGCGCCCUGCUGACGAGGUGGCCAAGGAGUUCGUCAAGCUGAAAUCUGAAACUCGUCCUGUGGAAGAGGGCAGAUGAGCAGAGACACUGACUCGAGAUCAGAGACUUGUUGGAAAAUGAUGAAACUGACACGGAUCACGGUCAGGGUUUAGAGUCAGGGCUGCGUUUGUCUGUUGUUUAUGAGCACUGUCAACCUCAGUAAACACAGACCAUUAAAGCCUCUGACGUGGAGGAGAGACACAAGCAAGUUGACUAUUUGUCAUAGUUAUGGUGACGAAGAAAUAUAUUUAAUUCAGUGGGUACAUUUUGGAAGGAGAAGCUUCCUCAAAAUGCUGAAAAAGAACAUUAUCAGCACCAAAAUCCUAACUAUCAAGCCCAUAUAUGGGUUUAAAUCACCGAUGCAGAAGUCAGAAAUAGUUUCAGUUCAUCGGAGAGAAACUCUUCUGAUGACGGACUAUUUUAGAGCUGCAGCUUUUUACCAAACAUCCGUUCACUGGAUCGAAUGGACUCGUGUCUACCUGACAGAAUGAAAAGAUGUGAACGUUUUAAAACCGAAUGGACCUGAGCAGUAAAAUCUGACUGCUGUUAAGUGACGGUUGAAUGAUCAUAAAUAACUAUGCGUGAGAUGAGAGUGAGUUGGAGGAAGUAAUCCCAGAUUAUGGUACUGUUUGAGCCUUUGAGGCCUUUUGACUGCAAACAGAAAUCUUGUGACAUCUGUUGACUCUGGUAUCACACUGUUUCCCUAACAGAAUGACAUUGGAUACAAGUCAUUAACCAGCUAAUCAGUGUCAGAAAAACACAUUAAAAUUAACAAAUGUCAUACAUAGCAUGAGCCCAAGAUUUUAAAGAAACAUUUAAGCAGGUAACCAAUGGAUCAAAAGAACCAAAAUAAAACAGCUUAUGGUCCUUUUUUUAAAAGGAUGGUGUGCUACUUGUUUUUCAUUUAACAUGAUAU